GCGGCACCAUGGGCCGGGCCCGGCGCUUCCAGUGGCCGCUGCUGCUGCUGUGGGCGGCCGCGGCGGGGCCAGGGACAGGACAGGAAGUACAGACUGAGAAUGUGACAGUGGCUGAAGGCGGGGUGGCUGAGAUCACCUGCCGUCUGCACCAGUAUGAUGGGUCCAUAGUUGUCAUUCAGAACCCAGCCCGGCAGACCCUCUUCUUCAAUGGCACCCGGGCCCUGAAGGAUGAGCGUUUCCAGCUUGAGGAGUUCUCCCCACGCAGGGUGCGGAUCCGACUCUCCGAUGCCCGCCUGGAGGACGAGGGGGGCUACUUCUGCCAGCUCUACACGGAGGAUACCCACCACCAGAUCGCCACGCUCACCGUACUGGUGGCCCCCGAGAAUCCCGUGGUGGAGGUCCGGGAGCAGGCAGUGGAGGGCGGCGAGGUGGAGGUCAGUUGCCUCGUUCCACGGUCCCGCCCGGCUGCCAUCCUGCGCUGGUACCGUGACCGCAAGGAGUUGAAAGGAGUGAGCAGCCAACAGGAAAAUGGCAAGGUCUGGAGAGUGAUAAGCACAGUGCGGUUUCGGGUGGACCGCAAGGACGACGGCGGUAUUAUCACCUGUGAGGCACAGAACCAGGCGCUGCCCGCUGGACACAGCAAGCAGACACAGUAUGAGCUGGAUGUACAGUACUCCCCUACUGCCCGGAUCCAUGCCUCCCAGGCUGUGGUGAGGGAGGGAGACACACUGGUGCUGACCUGUGCUGUAACAGGGAACCCCAGGCCAAACCAGAUCCGCUGGAACCGCGGAAAUGAGUCUCUGCCAGAGCGGGCCGAGGCUCUGGGGGAAACGCUCACGCUUCCAGGGCUAGUGUCAGCGGAUAACGGCACCUACACUUGCGAGGCAUCGAACAAGCAUGGCCACGCGAGGGCGCUCUAUGUGCUUGUAGUCUACGACCCCGGUGCUGUGGUAGAGGCUCAGACAUCGGUGCCCUACGCCAUUGUGGGCGGCAUCCUGGCGCUACUGGUCUUUCUCAUCAUUUGUGUACUGGUGGGCAUGGUCUGGUGCUCGGUACGACAGAAGGGCUCCUAUCUGACCCACGAAGCCAGUGGCUUGGAUGAACAGGGAGAAGCAAGAGAAGCCUUCCUCAAUGGCAGCGAUGGACACAAGCGGAAAGAAGAAUUCUUCAUCUGACCCCACCUCCACCCCAGGCCUGGGCCUGGGCUCGGUCGCCCGCACUGCCAGUUGCAAGGAACCAGCAAAGACAUUUGCCAGAGUCUGGGAUGGUGGGCUUCUCCCCCCACCACUAACACCUCAGACGCUUGGGCAGGGAUGGGGCUGUCGGAUGACUGGGUCUCUGCCAGGGCCAGCCAGAACUGAGGUCCCAGAGAUCUGGGUCCCCUGGGGGCAGGGGCCAAAGGUCCAAACCCCCCAAGUGCAGGGAGGGCAGUAGGAAUUGGGUUGGGGGAAGAUAACUAGGGGAAGGCCAGGGCCCCUAGGCUGCAGAACCAGGUCUUGUGGGGAGGGGAACAGAUUCUGGGAAGGGGGGGUGGGCAGGGAAGGGGAACACAGAUUUCUUUGGGGGUCUCAGACCCCAUGCCAGCCAUUGUAAGAGUUCCACAGAGCUCUGGGCACCUCUUUGCAAAGCCAUGUUUGCACGGUGGGGGGAG
This is a messenger RNA of Loxodonta africana (African savanna elephant), 1651 nucleotides long. It is a transcript of the gene CADM4, whose product is annotated as cell adhesion molecule 4. Gene Ontology annotation, cellular component: cell-cell contact zone. Gene Ontology annotation, biological process: regulation of wound healing; negative regulation of peptidyl-tyrosine phosphorylation; regulation of Rac protein signal transduction. The record is from RefSeq and is a predicted model, not a curated record. Gene Ontology annotation, molecular function: vascular endothelial growth factor receptor 2 binding. The transcript has 9 exons. Bases 9 to 1175 code for a protein of 388 amino acids. NCBI's taxonomy places the organism in Eukaryota, Metazoa, Chordata, Mammalia, Proboscidea, Elephantidae.